Messenger RNA from Pelobates fuscus (common spadefoot toad), 2395 nucleotides. It is a transcript of the gene MTF1, whose product is annotated as metal regulatory transcription factor 1. The record is from RefSeq and is a predicted model, not a curated record. The transcript has 10 exons. Gene Ontology annotation, biological process: regulation of transcription by RNA polymerase II. Gene Ontology annotation, cellular component: nucleus. Lineage: Eukaryota; Metazoa; Chordata; Amphibia; Anura; Pelobatidae. Bases 266 to 2182 code for a protein of 638 amino acids.
GGAGCCUCCAUUCUCACGCUCUCUGGGAGUCCAUUCCCCGCCCUGUGUCCUUCCUCCCCCAGCUCUCCGCCUCCAUUACCCGAUCCGUCCUCCUCCCGCUGCCCGGAAACACUUCCCCCGAGCCGAGCGGCCGAGCAGCCGGCCCAAUGAGCGCCUCGCAGCCGCCAGCUGGAUGUUUGGCACCGCGUACUGGGGGGUCCCCGAGCCUCGCCGUGUCCGGCCGCGGGAGCUAGAGCCCCCCGUGUGAGCCCGAGCGGCGGCGGCCAUGGGGGAGCAGAGCCCGGAGCUGUCCGCGCUCGCCAUGGAGCAGGAGGGGGGGCUGUGCCCGGAGGACAAGAUGCGGAAGUGGUUCCUGGACAAGCGGGAGUCCGGCACCGUGUAUGACACCACCACCGUGCUCAUCGAGCAGGACCGGCAGCCCGCCUGGGGGGAAGACGAUGACGACGACGAGGACGACGACGAGUUCGAGGGCCAUGUCGGCUCUAACUUGCCCUACCUGGACGCCGCCAACGAGCAGGGACUCCUACUGCUGCCCGAACAGGACGCCAUGUCCCAGGGCUAUGUCCAGCACAUCAUCUCCCCCGACCAGAUACACCUCACCAUCAACCCGGGGACCACCCCCAUGCCCAGGAACAUAGAGGGGGCCACACUCACCCUGCACUCAGAGUGCCCGGAGACCAAGCAGAAGGAGGUAAAGCGAUACCAGUGUACAUUUGAGGGCUGUCCGCGGACCUACAGCACGGCAGGAAACUUGCGCACUCAUCAGAAAACGCACAGAGGAGAAUACACUUUUGUCUGUAACCAGGAGGGGUGUGGGAAAGCCUUCUUGACUUCAUAUAGCCUCAAAAUCCAUGUACGUGUGCACACCAAGGAGAAGCCGUUUGAAUGUGAUGUACAGGGGUGUGAGAAAGCAUUUAACACCUUGUACAGGUUGAGAGCACAUCAGCGACUUCACACUGGUGAAACCUUUAACUGUGUAACUGAGGGCUGCAGCAAAUACUUCACCACGCAUAGCGAUCUGCGAAAGCACAUCCGGACUCACACCCGGGAGAAGCCUUUUAGGUGUGACCAUGAUGGUUGUGGCAAGGCGUUUGCAGCAAGCCAUCACCUUAAAACGCAUGUUAGGAAGCAUAUGAGUGAAAGGCCAUUUUUCUGCAUAAGUGAUGGCACCCAGCAAGAAUCGCAGAGCCACAUGAAAAGUCAUGACCUUGCUGGUUUGGAAGACUCAUUCCCCAACCAUGCCGGGUGUGAGGAUGCAAGUCCCUGGUUUUGUUUGAGUGAUUUAAGCAUUUUGUCUACUGAUUCUGAUCUGCGGGAAAACUCUGAUACUAGUUCAGGACAAACAUUUGGUACAAUGUUACCACAAAGCAUUUUUGAGUCUAUGUUUCAGAGCCCAGAAAGCACAGAAGAUCACGAUCCUUCUGAUCCUAAAGAUGCAUUGCAAAAAACAUGGGCAUCAGACACAAAAACAAGUUCUACAGGAGAGGGUUCCUCAACAGAAUCUGCACCAACAGUGGUUCCUUUGGUUAGCCAAUCUCUCACCCCUGUGGUUCCUCUUCCAAGUUCAGCUUGCAUGACCACCUCUGAAGUGCAUCUGCCAUCUGCUGCGAUGGAAUGUGGAACUCAGCAGGCAUCCACAAUGCCGUCAUCUGUGACACAACCACUGGAAGUGCCUGUUUGUAAUGGUGUUCAUUUUGCCACUAGUCAGGAAAACAUGCCUGCAUCACAGACUUCACAGCCAUUGAUGGAAGGCUUGACUGUUGUUGCAGGUCCUUCGCUAGCUGCAGGAGUUAGUUCAGAAUCAGUGUUGCCGACACUGAUACGUGCUGCAGUCUCAAGCUCAAACACAGUGUUGACUGGUAACCCAGCAAUAACCAUUACACAGACUCCCAGUACUGCCACUCUCCUGCCACCCAAUCUAGUUGUGGGUGACCAGAACAUUCAGUGGAUAUUAAAUGAAGCCGCACAAAGCCAGGAUAAAUCUCAGGUUCCAAAGAUGGACAAGGUUUAUUUUACUACUACUGUCCCACUUACUGGAAGUACUGGUAACAAUAUGCAGCAAAUUGGCCUGAGCCUUCCUGUUAUCAUUAUAAAGCAAGAAGAAUCCUGUCAGUGUCAGUGUGCAUGUAGAGACUCUGCUAAAGAGAAUGCUUCUAAGCGCAAAGAGUGUGCACCGCCAUAGCAAGCAACUGAUCCAACACUUGCAAAACAUCCACCUGUGGCAUAGCCAACCCCUCCCACCACAAUUCCUUUGCCUUCAUCCCUGUGUAGGCAGUGGCAGUCGCCUACUGAACCCCAGAGACUCUGCGCCCUGACAUCUCUGACUUUCUUUCUCUCCAGAGUAUAACCUGGAAGGGUUAUUGAAGUGUUCAUUCUCAAUAUUAACAAAACAGAC